AUGAGGCUGACAAGGUCAUGGCUGUGGGCUUUGACUGCCCUGGUAUGGGGCGCGUCCACGACGAGUGCAGAAAAGACAGCAGCCGAUUACUUUGUACAUUCGCUUCCCGGGCAGCCCGAUGGUCCAUUAUUGAAGAUGCAUGCUGGUCAUAUUGAGAUCACGCCCGAGCAUAACGGGCAUCUGUUCUUCUGGCACUACGCGAACCGACAUAUUGCUAACCGGCCGCGGACAGUAAUCUGGCUGAAUGGAGGCCCAGGUUGCAGCUCCAUGGACGGAGCGAUGAUGGAGAUGGGCCCUUACCGAGUCCUGGAGGGGGGAAAACUCGGAUAUAACGAGGGAUCGUGGGAUGAGUUUGCCAACCUGUUGUUCGUAGACAAUCCGGUGGGCACGGGGUUCAGUUACGUGAACACGGACAGUUAUCUCCACGAACUGCAAGACAUGGCGGAUCAAUUCAUCAUCUUCCUGGAAAAGUGGUUUACCCUAUUCCCCCAGUACGAAGCCGACGACAUCUACUUCGCGGGCGAAUCCUACGCGGGUCAGCACAUCCCCUACAUCACGAACGCCAUCCUCGAGCGCAACAAAAGAGCGAGCGCGCAAGGAAAGCACACGUGGGACGUCAAAGGGCUCUUGAUCGGAAACGGAUGGAUCUCGCCAUCGGAACAAUACCAGUCCUACCUCCCAUUCGCGUACCAGGAAAAUCUUAUCCAGGGCGGCACUCCGGAGGCACAACGAGUCGAGGCCAUGCACGCCCGCUGUCUAGCCGAGCUGAGCAAGCCAGGUGGCACCGAGAAAGUGGAUGUGAUGGACUGUGAGUCCGUGUUGUCUAUGGUCUUGGAGGUCUCGAAGAAGAACGGCAAGUGUUACAACAUGUACGACAUCCGACUGCAAGACAACUGGCCGUCUUGUGGCAUGGCCUGGCCUCCGGAUCUGAACACAGUGACACCUUAUCUGCGUCAACAGAACGUCCUGGACGCCCUGCACAUCAAUUCCGACAAACGGACUGGCUGGACCGAAUGUUCGGGAGCGGUUUCUGCGGCAUUCCGAGCCAAAAACUCCAAACCCAGUGUGCAACUACUUCCCAGCAUACUCGAGGCUGGGGUGCCUGUGUUGCUGUUCAGCGGUGCCAAAGAUAUGAUUUGCAAUCACCUGGGAACCGAAGACUUCAUCCACAACAUGGUAUGGCUAGGAGGCACCGGAUUCGAAAUUUCUCCGGGCGUAUGGGCACCGAAGCGAGAUUGGGAGUUCGAAGGUGAGCCGGCUGGACUGUACCAAGAAGCGAGGAACCUCACCUACGUCUUGUUCUACAAUGCCAGCCACAUGGUACCGUUCGACUGGCCACGACGAAGCCGAGACAUGCUUGAUCGAUUCAUGGGGGUCGAUAUCGCCAGCAUUGGCGGCACUCCCGCCGACAGCCGGAUCGAUGGUGAAAAGGCCGGCAGCGAAACCAGUGUUGGAGGUCAUCCCAACAGCACGGUCGCCCUUGAGGACGAAAAACAGAAGGUCAGAGAGGCCGAGCUCAAGGCAUAUUAUCGCAGCGGCGAGGCUGCAUUGGUGGUCGUGCUGAUCGCGGCUGGCUUGUUCGGCUGGUGGGUAUGGAGAGGAAGAAGGCGAGUCCGCGGUCAAGGAUAUCUCAGCGUGCCGGUUGCCAACGGAUCCAUGCCCAAGGGGCGGGAUGUGGAAACCGGAGGCUACGAUGACAACGAACUGGACGAUCUCGAAGCCAGCCAGCGAUCGAGGCACCUGGACGCGGAGCCCUAUGACCUGGCCAGCGAUAGUGACGAGGAGGACCUCGGACCUCAGACUGGAACAAACACCAAGGAUGCAGGCAAUGUGUGA
This is a messenger RNA of Capronia coronata CBS 617.96, 1836 nucleotides long. Its product is annotated as carboxypeptidase D. Gene Ontology annotation, cellular component: trans-Golgi network. Gene Ontology annotation, biological process: proteolysis; apoptotic process. Gene Ontology annotation, molecular function: serine-type carboxypeptidase activity. NCBI's taxonomy places the organism in Eukaryota, Fungi, Ascomycota, Eurotiomycetes, Chaetothyriales, Herpotrichiellaceae. The transcript has 2 exons. Bases 1 to 1836 code for a protein of 611 amino acids. The record is from RefSeq and is a predicted model, not a curated record.